UCAAUUUUAUCUCAACUUAUUUUUUUGUAAUUCGUUAAGGUUAAGAGAAUGGCGGAACAAAAUACAGAACCUCCGACGAAUGAAGUAGAGAGUAAUUACUCUACCCCUGCAAAUGAUCCGAAAAACAUGCAAGAAGUAACACAAUACGUGCAGUCUCUUCUUCAAAAUAUGCAGGAUAAAUUUCAAAGUAUGUCAGACCAAAUCAUCAGCAGAAUAGAUGAAAUGGGUACCAGGGUCGACGAACUGGAAAAAAACAUAACUGACCUUAUGACUCAGGCUGGAGUGGAAAAUGAAAAAUAAACUAAAUUUCCAUUUGUUCUGAGUAUGUACGUAUCGAUCAUAUUUUUCACCCAAAGAUAGUGCCUGUGUCAUAUUUACAAAUUUAUAUAUGAUAGUUCAUUCACCUUCUACAUUUUCAAAAAGUUGUAUAUAAACCCAUUCAUGUGCGUGAGUGGUUUAUUGAUGCAGUUAACGAAUCGGUUAAUUAUAAUUAAGUAUAAUAGAAAAUAUAAGUAAAAAUCCAUCAAUCUUGUAAACUUGGAACGUUAGUACACUAGAUUGGAAUGUAAAAAAUUUUGGGAUCAUAGAUAUUGCUGUUUUAGAUCUCUGUGUUUGGAUGUAUGUAAGAAUGAUUUCCUGUUUUAGUAACAUUAUAGAUUACACUGAUUGUAUUGUACCAUGGUGUGUCAGAAACUUGUUUGUAUUGAUUGAAGAUAAGGAAUUGUCUGUACCAGGCGUAACAUGGUACGGUUUACUGAUGUAAAUAAACAUGGCAUUCUUUACAUGGCAGGUGCGUGCGGCCCUUUACCUUUUGGCCCUUUCCGUUAUUGAGAAUAAUACACUUACAUCAAAAUUAACCGAACAAUUGAAUGCUGAAAUCAUAUAACCUAUAUUUCAACCAAAAUUUUUCAAAAUUUACUAUAUUUUCGGUAUUUGCAACUAUUGAUAUAAAUUGUCGUAGGUUGUAACUUGUUAUGAAAUAUCAAAUACGUUACUUGAAGCUGAAUGCGCUUCUGAUCCUCUUUAUGAUAAUGGCAUUUUAAUUAUUAAUUCUGCUAAUUUGAUAAUUGUUAAUUCUAACAAACAAUUCUGUUA
Diatraea saccharalis (sugarcane borer) is the source of this 1095-nucleotide messenger RNA. Lineage: Eukaryota; Metazoa; Arthropoda; Insecta; Lepidoptera; Crambidae. The record is from the annotation of a GenBank genome assembly.